This is a messenger RNA of Varanus komodoensis (Komodo dragon), 1290 nucleotides long. Its product is annotated as procathepsin L-like. Gene Ontology annotation, molecular function: cysteine-type endopeptidase activity. Bases 65 to 1084 code for a protein of 339 amino acids. Lineage: Eukaryota; Metazoa; Chordata; Lepidosauria; Squamata; Varanidae. The transcript has 8 exons. Gene Ontology annotation, biological process: immune response. Gene Ontology annotation, cellular component: lysosome. The record is from RefSeq and is a predicted model, not a curated record.
GAAAGAGACGGGGUGCAAGCUCUUUUUUCCUCACCCUUCCUGCUGGAAAGAGGUGACUGCAGAGAUGCCUCCCCGAUUCGUGGUGGUGAUAGCUUCCUUGCUCUGGAUGGGGGCUUUGUCCUGUGCACUGGAUUUGGCCCUAGAAGGGGCUUGGAAAGGGUGGAAAGAGCUCCAUGGCAAGGCUUACCAGGAGGAGGAAGAGGCCUUCCGUCGGGCCGUCUGGGAGAAGAACCUGCACAGGGUCCACCAGCACAACGUGGAGGCGUCUCUGGGGAAACACACCUUCCAGCUGGCCAUGAAUCACCUUGGCGAUCUGACGGACGAAGAGUUCAACGAGAUGCUGAAUGGAUUCUACCCUGAGCCAAAUGAAACCUACAACAAGAAUGCUGCUCUGUUCCAAGGAUCGGCCACUCCAUCAACUCCCAAGGAAGUGGACUGGAGGACCAAGGGUUAUGUCACCCCAGUGAAAAACCAGGGUCGCUGUGGAGCCUGCUGGGCCUUCAGUGCUACCGGAGCGCUGGAGGGUUUGCUGUUCAACCAGACGGGGAAGUUGGUUCCACUGAGCGAGCAGAACUUGAUUGACUGCAGCCAGAAGCUGGGCAACCACGGCUGCCACGGGGGGUACAUCACCCGGGCCUUCCAGUACGUGCGGGAUAACGGCGGCCUCAACUCGGAGCAGGACUACCCCUACGUGGGGAUGGAACAGCCAGCGUGCCACUACAACCCGCAGAACCGGAUGGCCAACUGCUCCUCCUUGGUGAUGCUUCCGCAGGGGAGCGAGGUGGCCCUGGAGCAAGCCGUGGCCACUGUUGGCCCAGUUUCGGUGGCUGUGGAUGCCAAGAACUUCCCAUUCCAUUUCUAUAAAUCAGGAAUCUUCUCCAGCAGCUGGUGCAGCCACCUGGUGAAUCAUGCCAUGCUCUUGGUUGGUUACGGGUCGUCCCAAGAGUAUGGGACGAGCACAGAUUACUGGAUCCUCAAGAACAGCUGGUCUGAGUACUGGGGUGAGAAGGGCUACAUGCGGCUGGUGAAAGGCGCUGGCAACCACUGCGGGGUGGCCAACCAAGCGAGCUACCCGACCCGUUAGCCUGGCGGAGAGGAUUCCCUUCCCGAGCCUUCCCAGCUUCCAGGCCUCAACUCCACCGGUGGCUGAGCCGUGGCUCCCAGAUUCUGUGCUUCUGCAAAGCUUUCCACUCACUCGAAGCUGCCAUUCCUGCCCACUGCUUUUAGCUGCUCAGAGAAAAGUGGUGUAUACCAAAUAAAGAUCUGGUGGUGGUUGUCAGAGUUGAUCAA